Molecule: messenger RNA, 750 nt
Organism: Aureobasidium namibiae CBS 147.97
Lineage: Eukaryota; Fungi; Ascomycota; Dothideomycetes; Dothideales; Saccotheciaceae
Product: ubiquitin carboxyl-terminal hydrolase
Exons: 2
Coding region: 1-750 (249 amino acids)
Biological process (GO): protein deubiquitination; ubiquitin-dependent protein catabolic process
Cellular component (GO): cytoplasm
Molecular function (GO): cysteine-type deubiquitinase activity
Source: RefSeq, a predicted model, not a curated record
AUGGAGAAAAAGACGUGGAAAAUGCUGGAAAACAAUCCUGAAGUGAUGAAUGCGCUGGCCGCAAAACUUGGCUUAUCAAACUCCCUCACGUUCUACGACGUCUACUCGCUGGACUCACAAGUCGAGCUCAACCACAUUCCCCGUCCGGCUCUUGCACUGCUCGUCAUCAUCCCUCUCACCCCAUCCUGGGCCGCAAAUCGUCGCGCCGAAGAUGCAGACAAAGGACCUUACACAAUGUACGGCGAGAAUGAGCCCGUCAUCUGGUUCAAACAGACCAUCGGCAACGCGUGCGGCUCCAUCGGUCUAUUGCACAGUGUCAUCAAUGGCCCAGCUGUCGACUUCAUCACUCCCGACUCCACUUUAUCCAAGAUUCGCCAAGCUGCUAUCCCCUUGUCCAUGGCUGAGCGUGCUGAGAUGCUAUACAACCAUCUGGCUUUCGAAAAUGCUCACAAGUCUGUAGAGGAGGAUGGGGAUAGCUACACUGAUGCAGAGGUCAAGCGCCAGGGAGGACAUUUUGUGGCUUUUGUCAAGAGCGGAGGAAAGCUUUGGGAGCUGGAGGGAGAUAGGAAGGGUCCCCUAGACAGGGGAAGCUUGAAUGAUGAUGAGGAUGUUUUGAGUCCGAGGGCGUUGGAGAUGGGGAUGAAGAGGAUUGUUGACAUGAGUAAUAGUGAUGGAGGAGCAAUCAUGUUUAGCUGCAUCGCUUUGGCUCGCAAGGUUGAAUCAGAUACUGCGCGUGUGCAGACAGACUAG